AUGGACGAACUGAAGAUAGUCCCCACCAGCGAUGGAGGGAAGCCGGUGUCAGCCAGCCUUUAUGUCGAGCACAUUGCGAAGCAAGCGACACAGAUUCCUGUCUCUUGUGAAGCCACGCAACACAUCGAAGGCGAUGCCUUUCUCGUCGACAAGCAUGGUAGGGUGCGCAAGCUUCCCGUGCCCUCCGACGACCCGAGUGACCCUCUGAGGUUCAGAUGGUGGGAGAAAUACGCCAUUGUCUUUUGCUGUUGCUGGUUUUCCACCAUGGGCCUUUCUCUCGCAAGUGGUUUGGGUAGUAUCUUGACGGUCUUCUUCAAGCUGUACAUCCCCCAAGGGAAAACUCCUAACGAGGUCACCUAUCUCCUUACCGUCCCCGCGCUAUGCAUCGGCCUAGGGAACUACAUCAUUCUCCCUCUGUCGUUGGCCUAUGGCCGACGCCCGAUCUUCCUCCUGUCCGUCAUCGUUCUUCUGGCAGCAACCAUAGCCUCAGCAACGCAAAACAGUUACAAUGGCCACUUGGCCUCGCGUGUGUUUCAAGGCCUCGCAACUGGGGCGUCUGAGUCUCUCCUACCGUUGAUGCUGACAGAGGUGACAUUCUUGCACGAACGCGGCAAGAUAUUCGGGUUGUAUUGGACGGUGAUGAACAUCUUAACCAGCGUCCUGAAUCUGUCGAGCAGCUACGAGACUGCCGCUUUAGGCUGGCGCUGGUAUUAUUGGGUCUUUGUCAUUACCGCAUCGGCUGGCCUCGUCUUCGCGGUCUUUGGUGCCUUCGAGACCCGUUUCAGUCGCCCCGCUGCCAAUAUCGACGGUCGAAUCGUGGUCACUGACGACUUUGGGGUCACACACUUUAUUCCCGACGACCAAGUCCAAGAGUACUACGAUCGUUUGGGCAUUGAAAGCAGCCCGGGGGGGCCUACUCCGUGUGGAGUCGAUGGUACGGCAACCCGCACGACCUACCUCCAGAAACUGAAGCCGUGGUCAACUCCACAUCCUCAGCCGUUGAAGACGAUACUGCUCUCCUGGACUCACAUGCUUCAGGCCAUGACCUCCCCCGGCAUAUUGUACUCAGUAUUGAUCAGUUCUAUUGCUCUGGGCUGCUCUGUGGACCUUUCGCUGUCAUAUGACUCCAUAUUGCAGGGUCAGUACGGCUGGAAACCGCAGAAUAUUGGACUAAUCAAUGUUGGAUCGGUUGUUGGCUCAUUUAUUGGCACCGCGUACUGCACGCUGUUCGGGGAGAAGUUGGUUAUGUGGUUGGCCAAGAGAAACCGUGGUGUGCACCGACCAGAACACCGCCUCGUUGUUCUCGCACUACCCGCAGCGUUGGCUGUGGCCAUGUUGGUCCUCUACGGCUCCGCGGCUGAGGGCGGCUCCUCAUACUGGGGAACAGUAAUCAGCUACUCCCUUUACCAAUCAAGCUUCAUCUGUGUUUUAAUCGUGUCCACCACUUUCGCUGCCGAGGCAAGUUCGAAACAUCCUGGCCCGGCCCUCGUCGUCGUUGUCGGAACCAAAAACAUUGUCUCAUUUGGCGCAACGUAUGGCUUCACGCCGAUGGUCAACGGGGGCGGCUAUUACUGGGCUUAUGGCGUCCUUGCAGGCAUCUUCGGGGCCAUCUCCCUCCUCGGUAUUCCAGUUUAUCUGCUCAACCCCAAGUGGAGAGAUUACAUGACAAAGCGGGAUGAGAAACAUGGUGUGACGAGCUCAGACUGA
Cladophialophora bantiana CBS 173.52 is the source of this 1707-nucleotide messenger RNA. RefSeq lists its product as uncharacterized. The coding region runs from base 1 to 1707 and encodes 568 amino acids. The record is from RefSeq and is a predicted model, not a curated record. Gene Ontology annotation, biological process: transmembrane transport. Gene Ontology annotation, molecular function: transmembrane transporter activity. NCBI's taxonomy places the organism in Eukaryota, Fungi, Ascomycota, Eurotiomycetes, Chaetothyriales, Herpotrichiellaceae. The transcript is spliced from 3 exons.